AUGCAUAAGGUGUCUUAUGUUGUUGCUUUAAUCCUCUUCACCAUGCACCGCGAAAACUGUGUUAAAAGGCGGCAGAAGUCGGAACAUUGAUGGAUAAAUGAAGGAUAUGAAAAACAGUAAUUCACAGAAAAUAUCACGUAAAUAGUUGCAUUUUGCAACUAUUCCAAAAGUGGUCACUUACAAUUUGUUGACUGCUUUCCCAUGAGGAGUACUUCACCCUGAACAUCCGUCCACCACCUUAAUCCACAGAGCAUUGAACCAGCCCCCCCUUUACUCUCAUGUUAGCAUGUUUAGCAUGUCGGGGUACUUAGCAUGUCACGCCCCCACGCCUCUAUGACCCAGGUGUGGGGGCGUGUCUGGAUUAUGACCCAGGUGUGGGGGCGUGUCUGGAUGAUGAGCCAGGUGUGGGGGCGUGUCUGGAUUAGGACCCAGGUGUGGGGGCGUGUCUGGAUUAUGACCCAGGUGUGGGGGCGUGUCUGGAUUACGACCCAGGUGUGGGGGGCAUCUGGAUGGACAGAGCAGCGUGUGGAUUAGCACCCUGUCCCAGGAUUACCGCUGAGCCUGCCGGCUGAUUUGGCGACGGGGAACCAGAUUAAACUCUGAUGAAGUCGCCCUCCCGAAGAUCCGUCGGUGCGGGGGUAUGGAUGGUUACCGUGGUAACCACCAUGGUGAAGAUGAUGAUGUCAUAGUUGUAGCGAUGGCGAUGAUGAAGACGAUUGGUGAGAGUGUGAGGUUCUCACCAAUGUGAGGGUGAUGAAGUUGAGGGUCAUACUCACGCUCUCCAUUUAGGUCCUCACAUGUCUCUGUCUACCUUUCCCCCUCCUAAAUCCUCAGUCCCCCUCUGGCCUCUCUGAGGUCCUCAGUCCCCCUCUGGUCUCUCUGAGGUCCUCAGUCUCCCUCUGGCCUCUCUGAGGUCCUCAGUCCCCCUCUGGCCUCUCUGAGGUCCUCAGUCCCCCUCUGGCCUCUCUGAGGUCCUCAGUCCCCCUAUGAUCUCUCUGAGGUCCCCAGUCUCCAUCUGGUCUCUCUUAGGUCCUCAGUCUCCCUCUGGUCUCUCUGAGGUCCUCAGUCCCCCGCUGGUCUCUCUGAGGUCCUCAGUCUCCCUCUGGCCUCUCUGAGGUCCUCAGUCCCCCUCUGGUCUCUCUGAAGUCCUCAGUCUCCCUCUGGUCUCUCUGAGGUCCUCAGUCUCCCUCUGGCCUCUCUGAGGUCCUCAGUCCCCCUCUGGCCUCUCUGAGGUCCUCAGUCUCUCUCUGAGGUCCUCAUUCUCCCUCUGGCCUCUCUGAGGUCCUCAGUCACUGUGUGUGUCAACACUCCCACAGAUUACAGACGUCCACCUAACCCUACAGGGAUUACUGCCCAUGAUUAAAAAACGCUGUCGAAGACAGAGAUUAUUAGAGGUAUUGGUGUCCUGGGGGAGAGGGGAGGCUAAUGCUACGUUCACAGAAGGAGGAGGAGGGGGAGUUCAUGAGGUCUGCAGGCUAACCCCGCGACCCUGGGCCAUGAAUUAGCGAGGGAAAUCCUUGCUAAGGCGUGGCCGUUGAUCUGUGAUCAGGAGGGAAACCGCUGGACUUCCCCUUUUAAUGACUGCAUAAUCGCCACAGCAACGCCAAGGCAUCAUCGCACUGAGGAGGAGCGAGCGCACGGACAGCUUCUGAGGCUUCUACCGACAACCCACUGGGCGAGGAAGUCUGCGUCGUAUGGACAGGGAACCGUGCUUGAACCGCGCUGGAACCCUGCUCUACCAGAAGCCUGCUCUAGAACCCUGCUCUAGAACCCUGCUCUACCAGACUAGACCUUGAGCUGCGUUCCUUCUCUUCUUGUUUUCUCUGAACUCCAAAGAGACUUGAAGGUUAAUGAUGACGGGACAGAGAGCGAUAUUUGAUGGAUCUGAUUGGCUGAAGCUGUAGCCUGCUAGGCUGUCCAAGGAUACACCCUAAGACCUUUACCCAUCACUAUCAUUCCUCUCCCUCUCUCCCCCUCUUUCUGUCUCUUCCCCUCACUGUCUCUCUCUCUCCUUCCCUCUCUCUGUCUUGAUCUCCAUCUCUGUGUCUCUCUCUCUCUCCCACCCAGCCGUCACAAUGCUUGAGAACAUGUCCCGGCGUGGGCGGUCCCUGGUGUCUCUGUCUCUCACCUCAUUGGCCCUCACGCUGUCCGUCAUGGCCUUCUGCACCUCCUAUUGGUGCGAGGGGACGCACAAGGUGGUCAAGCCCCUCUGCCUGUCCCCCGUCAAGAUGAAGAACUGUGGACAGAACAUCAGCCAGCCCUACACCACAGAGACCCCCACCCCGGACCCCCAGGGCCCCCUCCCCAACGGGACACUGUCGCCACGGCAGCGGGAGGAGGCAGCGCGUCUGCGUCAGAAGGCCCUGGCCAACGCCGUCCACUACCUCUGGGAGACGGGCGAGGACAAGUACAUGCUGCGCUACUUCCACACGGGCUUCUGGCACUCCUGUGAGAAGCACAAUGAAGGGCAUGACCAGGAAGAGAAAUGUCGGAGUUUCAUCGAGCUGACUCCGGGGGAGACGCAGGGUGUGCUGUGGCUGUCGGUCAUCAGUGAGUUCACGUACAUCGGCCUGCUGGCCACCGGCUUCCUGCUCAUGUGUGUGGAGAGCAUCUGUCUCUGCGCCCGCAGGGAGAUGAACGCCCUCAAGAUCAACGCCUACGCUGCCAUGUGCACCGUGCUCUCAGGUCUGAUGGGGAUGAUGGCCCACAUGAUGUACACCACAGUGUUCCAGAUGACGGUGAGCAUCGGACCCAAGGACUGGAGGCCCCAGACCUGGGACUACAGCUGGUCCUUCGCCAUGGCCUGGCUGUCCUUCAGCUGCUGCAUGGCGGCGGCCGUGGCCACGCUGAACUCCUACACCAAGACGCUGAUCGAGAUGAAGCACCGCGCCCGCGUGCGUCUGGAGGACGCCCACCACGCGGCCCUGGCCCCCCCCUACGACCAGCUGCUGCCGGCCCCCCAGGCCCACGCCCAGACCCAGACCAGCCCGGGGGCCGCCGUGUACUCCGUCAGCCAGCUGCUGUGGCCCCGGGGGGGGCUCGGGCCGCUGGCCUACGGGGCCGGCGGGGCCCUCCUGGUGGGCGGGGCCGGCGUCGGCGUGGGGGGGCUGCCCGGGGUAGGGGGCGUGGUCAGGGGGAUGGGAGGGUUGAUGGGAGGGGUGGGGGUCUCGGGAUGCAGUGGGGGGGGGGGCAUGGUGGUGGUGGAGGGCUGUGGGAUGACGGGCUGCGAGGACUGUGAGAGGGAGAUGGACCCCCUGGACCCCAUGAACCCCAUGGACCCCAUGGACCCCAUGAACCCCCUGGACCCCGUGGACCCCAUGGACCCCAUGGACCCCAUGUACCCCCUGGACCCCAUCUACCCCCUGGACUACGACCAGCAGGACGACAGGGACAGCUCGCCCUGCUGAGACCGUGUGUCCGUGUGUCCGUGUGUCCGUGUGCGUGGCUGAGGUUGUGUGUGUCCUUGUGUAAGUGUCUGUGUAUGAAUGUGUCUGUGUGUAUGUCUCUUUUUCUGUGUGUUUGUGUGUGUGUGAGGGGGUCCCCUCUACCAGCUCUGACCCCCCCUGGAGGGGGUCCCCUCUACCAGCUCUGACCCCCCCUGGAGGGGGUCCCCUCUACCUGCUCUGACCCCCCCUGGAGGGGGUCCCCUCUACCUGCUCUGACCCCCCCCUGGAGGGGGUCCCCUCUACCAGCUCUGACCCCCCCUGGAGGGGGUCCCCUCUACCAGCUCUGACCCCCCCCUGGAGGGGGUCCCCUCUACCAGCUCUGACCCCCCCUGGAGGGGGUCCCCUCUACCUGCUCUGACCCCCCCCCUGGCGUUGGGAUUCCAUUGAGGGGAGAAAUUAGACGUUGCCAGACAAUCAGCAGUUGCAGUCCCAUGUACAGGCCCAUGUUUCUCACUAAAUUGUGAGUAUUUGCACCCUUUUUAUGUUCAUACUACACUGCUAAAUAGAGCGUACACACAUUAUUUUCGUUCAUUUAAUUCUUUAUUGUCUUAUUUAGUGCCGGUGAAUGGGGUACUCAUCUGAAAGAAUAUCUGAGAGGGGGUUAGGGUUACACAAGAGGGGGUACACUAGUAGAAUCAUGGUGAGAACCACUGCUUUAUGUGACUGAAGGUUACGUCACUACUCUGACUUGGACCAAAACCUCUUGGCCAAACCUUACCAACGGACUGGAGCUUGAACUGAAGAUGCUCUUAUUGUACUUCUAUGUAUUGUCUGCUCUUCUCAAAGGCUUUUGAGAGGUAGCAGUACAACCCUGUGAUGUCAGUUCUUUCACAUUAAAAUAUAAUAAUAUAACAAUGAAA
Molecule: messenger RNA, 4306 nt
Organism: Gadus macrocephalus (Pacific cod)
Lineage: Eukaryota; Metazoa; Chordata; Actinopteri; Gadiformes; Gadidae
Product: germ cell-specific gene 1-like protein
Exons: 6
Coding region: 2076-3407 (443 amino acids)
Cellular component (GO): plasma membrane
Source: RefSeq, a predicted model, not a curated record